AUGACUUCGUGGCUCCAGGGGGACAAUCAGCCUGAAAAAAAUGAGAAACACACUGAUGCUGCUGUGCCUCAGCAAGCAGAGAAGUUGACUGGUCUAUCCUCAGCACCACUGACCAAGGAGAAGGUGAAGCCUCCAGAAAACCAAAAGAAGUCCCCUAACAGUGGUCUGGAAGCUAUAAAGAUCCAGGCCUGGUGGCGUGGUACCCUGGUGCGCCGGACACUGCUGCAUGCGGCCCUCAGGGCCUGGGUCAUUCAGUGCUGGUGGCGGCUGAUACUGACGAGGCUUCUGGAGAAGAGGCGGCAGGCGGCACUGAAGAUCUUCACACAGAAGGAGUGGGCAGCAGUCAGGCUGCAGUCCUGGGUCCGCAUGUGGCGUGUCCGUAGGCGCUACUGGAAUAUGCUCAAAGCUGCUCGCAUCAUUCAGGCCUACUGGCGGUGUUACUCCUGUGCUUCCCGGGGUCUCAUCAAAGGCCACUACAGAGUUGUCGCCAACCAAAACAGAGCUAAGAAGGCAACAGAUGAGGAAAAAGCAGAGGCAGCCAAGAAGAUCCAGGCUUGGUGGCGUGGCAUCCAGGUACGUCAGAAUCUCCUGCAAAUAGCACUGAAAGCCUGGAUCAUUCAGAACUGGUGGCAGCUGAUGCUGGUGAGGCGGCUAGAAAAGAGGCAACAAUGUGCUCUAGAGACCUAUACGGAGCAAGAGUGGGCAGCUGUCAGGCUGCAGUCCUGGGUCCGCAUGUGGUGCAUCCACAGGUGUUACUGGCAUGUCCUCAAUGCUGCCCGCAUGAUCCAGUCCUACUGGCGGUGGUACAUCUGCCACCGGGGCUUUGUCAGGGGGUUCUUCAGAGUCACAUCAAGCAUGCUGCAGACAGAGCUUGAAAUUGUGCAUGGCCCAGAGGCUUGCAAAGAGACUCAGUGUACUCCUCUCUCAAUAAAGGAGUGA
Orycteropus afer afer is the source of this 939-nucleotide messenger RNA. Its product is annotated as IQ domain-containing protein F5-like. Lineage: Eukaryota; Metazoa; Chordata; Mammalia; Tubulidentata; Orycteropodidae. The record is from RefSeq and is a predicted model, not a curated record. Gene Ontology annotation, molecular function: calmodulin binding.